AUUUGUCUAGGUGAUGGUUGACGCGUGUUUGCAGUACAAGAAAACUUGCUCGCUUCUCCAUGAGUCCUUAAACAAGCUUCAGGGACUGGAUGAGCCAUCACAGGAGGUUGUGGAGAAUUGUAUGCAAUAUUUUGCACAGCUGAAGAAGUUUAACUGUAAAGCUCAACAGCAGUGCAGGAGAGUUCGUGAUAACACACGUCAGUUGAAAAAGAAGCUGGAUAGUACAGACUUGAUCCUGAAGAAUUUGCAGUUUGAAGAAAUUUACCUACAACGAGAAAUAACGAAAUGUCUGCAGUACAAGUCGGUGGAUGAGGAGUUGAGUCUGAUCCAGGAGAGCGAGUAUCUGAUCAGUUUAGGGGACGAGAAACCACCACCUGACCAGCACGAGCAUAUGUUACAACGCCUCAAGUGGGAACUCGAACAGCGCAAAGCGAUGCGUGUAGACCAGGAGAGAUGGGAGAAAUCUAAGGUGAGCUUGGAGGAAGAGAUCGCAGGACUGAAGGGUUACCUGGCUUCUCUACCUCCACAACUCGAGGAGAUGUUGGCUACAACAGCUCAGGUGCAGGAUUAUCUAGGAAUGAAGCUGGUUCAUAAGAAGACACAAGCGGAGAUGGCAGCUUGGCUACCCCCUCAACUCUACAACAUAUACAGUCAGGUGACAGGGUAUACGGAGUAUUUGAAGCUUGGAACUACAGUCACCAUCAACGGUGAUCUAGAGAUUGCUAAAAACCUCUCCACUGAUGAUGCUAGUGACGUGGAUGAGGUAGUCGAAAUUGAAACCAAACACUCGAAACGAAGGAGCGCUGUCAAUGAUCCCGGCAAGAAGAAAGUGUUUAAAGCUCAUCCUCUUACUGUUGAGGUAAUAGUUCCUUGUGACGAUGGAGUCCACGCUAAGGUCCUGUUCAGUUACCUGACCAAGUUGAAGGUUGUGACAGUUAGCAUCUCUCUUAUGAUCACCACUGCCAGUCCCUGGAGAGACAAGUUCUCUGUUGGAACGGACUACAUGUCGAGCAAGGAGCUGCUGUGCGCGCUCUGGUCGGAGGACUACGGAGAUGAGUGUCCCAACCCUGAUACACCUUCCAUUCUCAACAAGAAUAGUCUCCCUUCUAAAACUAAAAUACCGAACUCUUUAGGUCGCCCAUUCCUGUGGGCACAGAGAUUAGCAGGUAUAACGGGCUGGUCGAGUGAUGCUAAGCUGGAUGUUGCUACGAGCAGGGAGACAGUGCCUCACUUUCUGGAGGCCAUCAAACAGCGCUGCCUCGCCCGGCUCGCCCUUAAGUACCAGCUGAGAAACCUCACGACGAACCAGACUGUUAAAGAAGGGUCGAUCUCCCAACCGACUCUAUUAACAGAGAUUGGAUCCUGGAAGGAGGUUCAGUUGGACUCCCUCUCUGGCUCCUACCCUGAGCGUACACUCAAACAUAUUUCUGACAAGGAUACCCUGUAUGAGCUGGUGGUAAAAAGAGGUAAAACCUCCUGCAAGAGUCUCCUGACCCUCUCCCUGGAUUACCCUGUCACCCCUCCCUUCACCCUACUCCAAGUGGAGUCUCCAGCUGGUACAGCUACCUCCCACAACGACAACAAUGUCCGGGCUAUAGAGGAAGAGCUGAAUGUGCACAUAGACGAGCUCUACGAGAAGGGAGUAGAGUACGUGCUCACUAAGGUGGUCUGUAAACUGUGCAUGUGUUUGGAUGUGUAUGUCGAGGGAAUGGGAUUGGAGCCCCAGAUUAAGUUUUUUAUCAACAAGUUCAAGGGUCCUGAUAAUGUGCUGCCGUAUGUUUUUAACAGUGAUAAGCAGUAUUUUCAACAUCGGUAGGGUCUCGUUUGGAGAAGAUAUUGACAAACAUUUUAUAAAUUAUUAAUAUUUAACAAGAAUUUGACGGCAAAUCCAUGAUAUUGAAUUUGAUACCCUAACGUGAACAGUUGUAAUCCUUAUCAGGUUGCAAAUAUUCUAUUUGAGUAUUUUACUUUGAGUGCUGGCCCUAAUUCGGAACUCAUAUCUUUAUACAUGUAUAUUGUAUAAUUACAAUGUAUUAAUUAUUGAUAUCUUUUUAUCGCACAUCAAUUCUUAUGUCCCAAUUUGUUCAGCCCUUAUUCUUAGAAAUAGUUUUCUCACAGAAAUUAAGCAUAUAUUACAAAAAUUGAAACAUGAAUUCAAUUGAUCAGUAAAUAAUUGACAUCGUCGUGUUUACGCUCAGCGAAUUUAUUUCUUUCAUCAAAUAACCAAUUCAAUGGAAUCAAUUAUGACAAUUGCACAAAAACACAAAAUAUGUUUGCUGCGUUUUAACUUUUAUGUUUCCCACAUGGUUAAUUGUUCUAAAAAUGUAAAAAAGUAUAUAAUGUAAAAUUCGAGACCUCCUAAUUUUUCAAUACUAUUACUGUCAUGUUAAACCUUGCCUUAAUGCUCUAAUUCAUUUUCA
Molecule: messenger RNA, 2420 nt
Organism: Bolinopsis microptera
Lineage: Eukaryota; Metazoa; Ctenophora; Tentaculata; Lobata; Bolinopsidae
Product: THO complex subunit 5 homolog
Exons: 13
Coding region: 14-1816 (600 amino acids)
Biological process (GO): positive regulation of DNA-templated transcription, elongation; mRNA export from nucleus
Cellular component (GO): THO complex part of transcription export complex
Molecular function (GO): mRNA binding
Source: RefSeq, a predicted model, not a curated record